AUGAGCUCGCUGUACUGCAUUGAGGCGGUGCUGAUACUGGACCAGAAGGGGAACAGGGUGUAUGCGAACUACUUUGCGCCACCGCACGUCCAGGACGGUGAGGAGUCUCUAGCUGGGUCUCUCAAGAGGCAGCGGGAGUUUGAGUUGGAGUUCGCUCGGCGGACGGCGAAGAGCGAGGGCGACUUGCAGAUGUUCUCUGGGAGUCUUGUACGGUUCAAACGGUUUACCGAUGUUGUCGUGGUAGUGGUAGGGCACGCCUCUGCGAACGAGGUGCUCGUGGACGUUGUGUUCGAGGGGAUCGCAGGUGCGCUGGAGUUGCUCUUGGACAGCGGUGGUGUUGAUAUGCGUGUCGUGCAGGACAAGUUUGACCUCGUGUGUCUGCUGGUCGAUGAGGCCGUCGAUAACGGGAUUGUCCUUGAGACGGACCCGGCGACCAUCGCCGCGCGCGUGACAAGACCGCCCACCACGGACCCACAGGUCUCCCUGGACUUGGACAAGGGUUUGUUGGGGGCCUGGGGGUUCGCAAAGUCAAAACUGCAGGAGAGACUCCAGCAAGGCCGUUAG
Huiozyma naganishii CBS 8797 is the source of this 564-nucleotide messenger RNA. RefSeq names its product coatomer subunit zeta (gene RET3). Gene Ontology annotation, cellular component: COPI vesicle coat. The transcript has a single exon. Gene Ontology annotation, biological process: retrograde vesicle-mediated transport, Golgi to endoplasmic reticulum; intracellular protein transport; intra-Golgi vesicle-mediated transport. The record is from RefSeq and is a predicted model, not a curated record. Bases 1 to 564 code for a protein of 187 amino acids. NCBI's taxonomy places the organism in Eukaryota, Fungi, Ascomycota, Saccharomycetes, Saccharomycetales, Saccharomycetaceae.